UGAAGCAGCCUAUCAAUUGCCUAUAGGUGCAUCGUGUAUAGUAAACGUUUAAGCAAUUUAGAUGUUUUAUUAUCAGGAAAAUUGCAACGAAUCAAAUGCUUUUCUUAGCUGAUUCUUCCCUUUUUUGUUGCAUUUUCUUUUGUUGUUGUUUCCUGUGUCGUGGCUAAUUUUGUGCAUUUCCCUUCCCGUCUUUCCACUCGGCUUCGGCUCUGCAAUCGGCGUGAGAACGGCGGACCUGAACGCAAUUACGUUCUAAUUUUAAGCCUUAGUUGGGUGUGUGGCUGGUCAUGGCAGUUCCGUGUGAUGUUCGUACGCCUGCGGUCCCGGUGGCUGAGAUUGAUCAGUGUAUUGGACGUCGCCAAAGCCUCUCUGUCAUAGAGAGGGACGGAUCGUGCCAUUUCUGCGGUGCACAGCUGGCUGCAGCUGGCCAGUCAUGAACCACGUCCGUCGAAGCGCCGAUCCGGUUAUGCGCUGCACUGUUAACAAGUUGGGGCUAAGUUUGUUUUGUAACAGUGCGGGCGUGUAGGUUAAUAAACACUGGGGCCGGUAUUGCAUCAAACAUCACCGCUCAUCGGUCACCGCAGCUGACCGGAUAGACAGCUUGGUGCAAUGAUCCCCGGCGGGGCUAGGGCGUAAGGCGAUGGGCUGCACCUCAGCCAAGCAAGUGUCGGCUGUGCCCAACGACGAGGAGGGCCGGGGCAAGGCCUACAGCAACGGCGACCUCCUGAGCGAUGAGUACAAGACCCAAGGGGUGGAGGAGGUGAAGUACAUGGUUGGACAGGAAGAUAGAGUGAACGCACGCAACCAUGAGAACCUGGAGAAGUAUGGGGUGGCACGCAGGGACAAACAGUGCGAGGUCCCAGCAGCCAAUGGCACCAAGCCAAACAUCAACAUGUCGGACAGCCAGCAGGAAUUCUUCAGGAUGCUGGAUGAGAAGAUUGACAAGGGACGAGACUACUGCUCUGAGGACGAGGAGGACGCGACAUAGCACAGCGUCCGCCAACACGACUUGGCACCCCACCCCAGAGUGAAAAUCGGCAGAUGUUGGAGGGAAGGGAUGUAUGAACAGAUGGGCAGACUGGAGAUACUGACUCUAUGCCAUCAGCCACAAAUCCCGGAUAAUGAGGGCUGCAGCCACCCAGCCUCCCCCACCCCCCCCACCUCUGCCCAUGUCCGAGGGAACCCCACCCACCAGAAAACAAGCAGAUUAAUGAAUAAGCCCCACCCCCUCAUUGUGAUGUUGUGGACUCAUCACCUUAAAAAGACUUAAAAGCCCAACAGAGACUUGAGUUGGAGUUGGAUCUUCUCACAGGAAUCAGCGGGACACUGGAUCUUGCAGCUGCUUUUUCCCCCCCUUUUUAUUUUCAGGAUUACGUUAUUUUUAAAUCUGUCACUCUCGUAUGAUUUCUCACACUGCACAGCUUUUUGUAGGAGUAUUAAAGGGACCCAGAACAUUGA
Molecule: messenger RNA, 1458 nt
Organism: Paramormyrops kingsleyae
Lineage: Eukaryota; Metazoa; Chordata; Actinopteri; Osteoglossiformes; Mormyridae
Source: RefSeq, a predicted model, not a curated record